AUGAAUACUACGACGGGAGAGACAGAAAUACAACAAGUCUAUAGAAUAGGGGCAAAACAACUGAAUAAAGUUAGGCCAGUAUUCAUCAAACUGGCCCAGUACGAAACCAAAAUAGAAGUACUGAAAAAGGCGAAAAACCUAAAAGGUACAAACAUAUACAUACACGAAGAUUUUCCAAAACACGUAUUAGAGGAGAGGAAAGUAUUAGCAACCCAUUUAAGAACAGCAAGAGAGUCCGGUCAUCGCGCAUACCUGAAAUACAACAAACUCAUUGUCAACGGAGAGGAGUAUGGCGUAGAAGACAUCACAAGCGCAGAUGAGCAAGACGACGAAGUUAACGAAGUACGGAAAAAACCAAGAACGAGAACCAUUAGUCAAAGGUCACCCCAACCCACGUAUUCCAAGAAGGCGUCUAGUAUGGAUUGCUUACCAAAAAACUAA
This is a messenger RNA of Photinus pyralis (common eastern firefly), 441 nucleotides long. RefSeq lists its product as uncharacterized. The record is from RefSeq and is a predicted model, not a curated record. NCBI's taxonomy places the organism in Eukaryota, Metazoa, Arthropoda, Insecta, Coleoptera, Lampyridae. The transcript has a single exon. The coding region runs from base 1 to 441 and encodes 146 amino acids.